Messenger RNA from Topomyia yanbarensis, 1587 nucleotides. RefSeq names its product beta-1,4-mannosyltransferase egh-like. The coding region runs from base 687 to 1586 and encodes 299 amino acids. Lineage: Eukaryota; Metazoa; Arthropoda; Insecta; Diptera; Culicidae. The record is from RefSeq and is a predicted model, not a curated record. Gene Ontology annotation, cellular component: cytoplasm. Gene Ontology annotation, molecular function: beta-1,4-mannosyltransferase activity. The transcript has 2 exons.
GCACUUGUUCAGUGCUCGUCGUAUCGUUGGUCAGGGUUGACACAAUCAUCCGUCACCGGUGGUAGUUGGUUUGGUAGUCUAGAACGGUCUUAUACGCGCACGCUUGUACGAGUGUACGUCGCCGGUGUCGGUCGGUGUGUAUAUUAAUCGCUGGAACCGCCGUGGAUAUCGGUUCAGACACUGGGAGAGGUGCAGUAAUAGGAUUGGUAGCGUAGAGAAGGUCACCAUCGCAGCAUCGACCGGGGUACCGGGGCUCAUAGUUGGUGUUGAUGCGGUUCACCGACGCCGCCGCCGACGACGACGACGACGACAACUGACGACACCGACAGCUGCGACAUUGUGUUGCAUAAUCGAAAGUGAAACCCUACGACGACGAACGACGGAUCCGAACCAAGCGAGAGACUGAUAUCUAGCAGCGAUCCAGGAAUAUGACGAGUCACUAUGCUCCACCGGAAACGUAGUCCAUCCGAAGAGACUGCGCUGAAAACCAAAGUCCUGCUCGAGGAAUUCCAUGCGUAAUCGGUGAUAGAUAGAAUGGGAAGCUAGAUUUUAAGUUCAUAGUGGAUAGAACUGACAAGUGAUACCAGGCAAAAUCUCAGAGAAGCUGCUCCCUGUAAGAUUCAGUUAAGUCUAGCGAGUGUGAGAAUAACGCAACGUCUGUUAUCGAAUAACAAAAAAAAAUUAAAAUGCUGAACUCCAUCUCCAAGCAUCUGCUGCAUUGUGCGUUGCUCGUCACGUUGCUAGUCGUGUUCGAAGUAUUCUCCGGCGGUAUUAAAGUCAACGAGAACAGUUUCGUUUCGAUCGAUCCAUGGGAGGAAUAUGGCACAAUACCGACGCUCCUGCUCUACACACUGCGAUUGCUUACGUUCCUCACGCUGCCACAGGUAUUGUUCAACUUCUUCGGACUGGUGUUCUAUAAUGCCUUCCCGGAGAAGGUGGUGCUGAAAGGGUCACCACUGCUAGCACCCUUCAUCUGUAUUAGGGUAGUGACACGAGGUGACUACCCGGAUCUAGUCAAAUCUAAUGUUACGCGUAACAUGAAUACCUGUCUAGACACGGGCCUGGAGAAUUUCCUCAUCGAAGUUGUUACCGAUAAGGCCGUCAACAUGCCCAAACAUCGGCGAACGCGGGAAAUCGUUGUCCCGAAGGAUUACAAAACCAAAACCGGCGCAAUGUUUAAAUCGCGCGCCCUACAGUACUGCCUGGAAGACUCGGUGAACGUACUUAACAAUAACGAUUGGGUGGUACAUCUGGACGAGGAAACACUGCUGACGGAAAAUAGCGUGCGUGGAAUCAUUAAUUUUGUGCUGGAUGGGAAGCACCCGUUCGGGCAGGGAUUGAUUACGUAUGCGAACGAGAAUGUGGUUAAUUGGCUGACGACGUUGGCGGACAGUUUUCGUGUAUCGGAUGAUAUGGGAAAGCUGCGGUUGCAGUUUAAAAUGUUCCAUAAACCGUUCUUCAGCUGGAAGGGAAGCUACGUGGUUACUCAGGUGAGUGUCAAAUAUUUUGAAAUUGAAGGCACGGUUAGUCCAGCGUGUGUCUGUAGAGGUAGUCCAACGUUCGACCUCUGGGGUAAAAUAUUCUAGG